ACUUGGAUGCUGUCCGGAGUUUAAAAGUGGAUUUAUGUGGGACUUGCUUCAGAAUUACGGCAGAGAACCGCAAAAUAAACCAGGCCUAUGUGGGCUCCAUUAUAAACGCAGUUCAGUGGAAUUAGGGGAUUUAUCCUUGGGAUUUUCUAUUUAAAGUCAUUUUUGUUUCUUUUCCAUUCUCCCAUGCCCACUAUUGCUCAGAUUACGCACGAGGACACUGAUGUAAACUGUCAUGACAUUUUAACCGAAGUCAAAGCAAGUCAAGAAGCGCUUGUCCCAUAAUAAUCACAGUAGACAAUCUGUUGCUCAGCCGCUGGUGUCUGCUAGCAGCGCGAGGAGAAGCCCAUAUUACAGACACAUUUAGAGCCUCGCGCGCAGUGGAUCAAUAUGACGCUCGCGAUACAUAGUAGAUCUUGGCACUGACGGAUGCGUUGUCACGCGUAGGAGUCCAGAACCUUUCUCCAUCUCUCUCUCGUUUUUUUUCGGCACUCACCCUCCUCCUCCCAGCAUCCCUAAUAAGACACAUGCUCCUGGGCUGGGUUGCUCACUCACGUUAGGAUCUCCUGGCAAGCUCCCGCCACAAGCUUCCCUCUCCUCUCGGUUUCGCCCCAGGCUUCAUGGGUUGAAGGGCAGUUUGCGUUGUCCACAAGAUCUCAUCUCACCCAGGCUCUCCGCACCCAUACUUCAUCCUUCUCAUCUUCAUCGUGUUGAGUGCUAUGGUUUGUUCUGCAAAGAUGUUCGGACUUGCAGCGGCAGAGGCCUCAAGCCAAGGGUUCUGCGACCGGCUGUAGUCGACUCCAUUCCACCUGCCACAGCGUGAAAGGGGCCCCCUCAGCUGUGAUCUGUCUGCCUGCAGGCGGGACCCAGCGUGACUGGGCAGCAGGGACUAUGCGUUUGGGACUGGUGGCGCUGGCAGUGGUCUUCCUCAGCUCCAUGGGUCACGGCGAUAACCUCAAGGCCUCCAAAGCAAGAAGACAGAGACGGAUAAGCACUGAAGUACCACCAUCAUGCUCAAAUGGCUGCGAACACUGCUCAGAGUACAACGGCUGUCUUAAAUGUCGACCACGACUCUUCAUCCUACUGGAGCGGAAUGACAUCCGUCAGAUAGGCAUUUGCCUCGCUGCCUGUCCUGUUGGAUAUUAUGGCAUUCGAAAUCGGGAUAUGAACAAAUGCACACAAUGUAAAAUAGAAAACUGUGAGGCGUGUUUUAGCCGAAACUUUUGCACAAAAUGUAAGGAGGGCCUGUACUCACACAGAGGGCGGUGUUUCUCCAGCUGUCCUGAAGGAUUCACCGUCAAUGGCACCAUGGAGUGUGUAGUCCAAUGUGAUCUAAGUGAGUGGAGUCCAUGGGGCCCUUGCAUGAAGAAGAACAAAACAUGUGGCUUUAAAAAGGGUAACCAGACCCGUACCAGGGAGCCCGUACAGCUUCCAAGUCCUGCCACUUCCACAGGGGCCGCGCCGCCCUCAGGCUGCGUCCCAGAGACACAGACCCAGAGAUGUACUGUGCAGAAAAAGAUCCCUUGCAAAGAGACUGACACCCCUGCUGUCCCCGCGUUGAGAGAAACUGGGAGGGAAAAUAAGAAGAACCCACCGAACCGUGGAGAAAAAAAUGGCAAGAACCGUGGACGAGACUCCAAGGAAAAUGGCAAAGGAGGAAAAAAGAAAAAAAAGACCCCUAACCGGUCCACCACUGUCCCCACCAUUACAACAAGCAUGGUGACCUAACCUUAUUAUGGUGUCAGGUGAGCCUAAGAAAGGAGAAUUCCUGGCCCACCAUCAUUGACUGAAGACGAACAGUAUUGGAUUUUGACAUCAAAAUUAUGCAAGAGAAAAAAAAAAAAAAAAAAAAGGAAAAACGCUGCUACACGUAAAACAUGCUCAAUGAGAACUGGAGGAUUGCUGUACUAAAUAAUGAACUGUGUAAACUGAGCAAAGCUUGCAGGAACCAAGGAGCUGGGUUGGUUAGUCUCGUGCUAUUUGGAAGCACUCAGAAAGACUGUGCGUGUGCAGGGUCGUCUUUUUGUAAGCCUUCCCACAGGAAACAACAUUGUUUGUGGUUGGCGAAAUGUUCCAUAUGUUUCUCUUUAGAACUAUCAGAAAGGUUUCUGAACUAUAGAAGACACUGCAAAUGAGGCCCGCUGUCCUAAAAGAACAUGUAAAAUACAUACUCUUGUGAUUCACCUAAUCCAGCUGUAAUCACAUUCUUUUUCUCCAGAGUUGGAUUUCCUUAUGUUUGUGACAGGUAGCAAACAGUCUGGAGUCUGUCUGUGAGUCUGUCUCAGAGUGAAAAGUAUUUUUUAAUGUUUUUUUUCUGUUGUUUAUAACAAAAGAAGGCACUGGAACUGAUAUUGUGGUUUACAGAGAGAAUGUGGAGAAAGAUGAACUUAAAUGAUGAUGAAACUAUCCAAACAUGAAGAAAAAAAUGUGUUAUAUUAUAUACCUUGAGACAAACGCACUUAUAACUUGCAGCCGGUAGAGCGGAUUUACAUGUUUUAGUGGUCUAUGUAAAAUAAAAGUCUUUCGAUUAGGGGAAAAUACAGUAUUUUCUGCACAGAAGAAGGCAGCAAUAAUAUGAGGAAUGUACAAUGUUUAAGUAUGUGUAUGAAAGAUUGUGUGCGUGUGUCAGAUUGUGUGUUUUUGAAUCUGUGUUCUUGUGUGCACCUUUAUGUUGUAAAGCGAGGAGAAGAGAGAGGUCAACAGAAGUCUUCAGUACAUUUCUUGUGACCAAACCAGUGAGGAACUAAACCAGCAUAAUGCUUAAGCAGAAUUGAUUAUAUGCUUUAUAGGUUUUUCAUUGCUCAGUUAUCAUGUUUGCAACAGGUUCAAUAUAUCACAUCAUUCAUAAUGCUUCGCAACAUACAGUAUCAGUAUCAGAGGAAGGAAUGCUGUACAUCAUACAGUUAUUUAAAUGUAGCAUCCAGUCACACUUUUCUUAGUCUGUUUGCUUCCCACAGCAUCUUGGCUGCGUUUUCCAAAAGCGUUGCAAGCAUAAGUAGAUUGUUGAGUCCUGUGGUGCUAAUGGUUUCUACGAUAUAUUUAGGCUUACGAAGCUUUUGGGAAAUGCAGUGGGUAUUUACAAUAUACACCCCUAAUGAGAAUUAUAACACUGAAAAUGUCAGCUUCUGUUUAUCUUGAUGCAAUAUACAUAUUGUUAUCAUAUAUCUAUUUCAAUAAAAAUCUACAAGGUAAAUGCUUAAA
This is a messenger RNA of Ctenopharyngodon idella (grass carp), 3198 nucleotides long. RefSeq names its product R-spondin 1 (gene rspo1). NCBI's taxonomy places the organism in Eukaryota, Metazoa, Chordata, Actinopteri, Cypriniformes, Xenocyprididae. The transcript is spliced from 7 exons. Bases 889 to 1725 code for a protein of 278 amino acids. The record is from RefSeq and is a predicted model, not a curated record.